Messenger RNA from Protomyces lactucae-debilis, 1144 nucleotides. RefSeq names its product ubiquitin-conjugating enzyme E2-binding protein. The coding region runs from base 57 to 1136 and encodes 359 amino acids. The record is from RefSeq and is a predicted model, not a curated record. Gene Ontology annotation, cellular component: ubiquitin ligase complex; nucleus; cytosol. Gene Ontology annotation, biological process: protein autoubiquitination; protein monoubiquitination; protein polyubiquitination. The transcript is spliced from 2 exons. NCBI's taxonomy places the organism in Eukaryota, Fungi, Ascomycota, Taphrinomycetes, Taphrinales, Protomycetaceae. Gene Ontology annotation, molecular function: ubiquitin conjugating enzyme binding; ubiquitin protein ligase activity; cyclin binding.
GCUCGAUCCAACCACUCUACUUGCACAUCAUGUACGAUGCUCUACGCUGAGUGCCAAUGCUGUACUUUUGCGAGCAUCUUGAAAAGAUCAAAGUCUGUCAUCUCCAUGUUCAGCUCGACUCAGUACCUGAUAGCUCUACAUCGCUCAUUAUCUUUGAUCGCAAGACCCUGACGCUCCGUCAUGCUUGUCGCUCAUAUGCUAUUACUCUGCCGGCAUCCAUUGAUGUUGCUCAACGGUUAAAUCUCAAGUUUGCGGAGGACACUGCCAAUGAUACAUUCAGUGUGCGUAUCAAAGCCCAGUCAUCCUUGAUGCCUACUGACAGCGACGCUAAUCCCGUACCACUUUCUGACCCAGCUACCUUAUCCAAAUCUACAAUUUGCUGCGCAUCUUGUCAAACACAACUACUUCCCUCAAAAUUACGCUGGCGAUCUUCACCGAGUGAGCAUUGGCAGGAAAUGAUGGACAGUUGGCAUUGUCAUGCUGGAGUCUCGCAUAGAGAUAAUCAAGAGCAUCAUGAGCAAUACACAUUACCAAAACACAUUGUCCAUGCCGCACAAGGAAUCGUUCCCGUACCAGAAAGACCAUUUGUUGGAUUAUCGCAUUUCCUUGUGCAUCGCGACGAUCUGGGGGAAUCACUGAUUCAACAUGAAGAGUUGGUGCAAUGCAGAUCAUGCAAGGCACCAUGCGGUACGGUGCAAGAAGAAGUCGUGAAGCUCUACAAACAAGCCAUCACGACAAACAACAACGAAUCGGUCGACGCGCUUGUCUAUUUCUCUGCAGACUUGCUCGCUCAAGUCGAAGCACACGCCGUACAUCGAUUCCUCGUGACACCAUAUGGCACGCAAGCGCCUGAUCAAGCGGGUCUUUUGAUUUGGCUCAUGACACUCGAUAUGCGCGUGACGACAUCGUCUCAUGAGACCGCAAGGGAUGGCCAACGUGCCAUCAAGGUCCUCUACAAAACAACAACACUCGCCCAGAUUGAAGGACAGGGACAAACACAACAAGAGGUCGAGUGCAUCCCUGCAUGCCUUCCGGGACUUUAUGAGCACUUGCAAGAGAGCCUCGAGCGUCAUUUCAUUCAAGCUGGACGACAAGUCACAGGCGAAUGGCAAGCAUCGUACCUGCCGCGCUACUGAAAAGGGAG